AUGGUCUACUCGAAGCCCGCCGGUAAGAAAAGAGACAAGAUGGAUCGCCUCAAGAUGCGAAACCAGCUUCGCAACAUGGUUCGUCAGGGUGGUUUUACACCCAGCGAUCUACCUGAGGUUGUUGUCGAGGACAGCGAUUAUGACAAGGAGCCUGGAGGUGCCCGCCUUGACGCUGCCCCUUACAACAUUGACUUGAAAAAGGACAAGAACCGGGGCCAGGGUGAGAAGAAGACUUCCUCUGUUCUUAACCCUUCAUCUUCCCCUUGGAUCCCUACUGCCAAUAGCGCUCAUUACGAGGCCAGUAAAAUCAACCAUUCUGAAGUUGCUGAACUUGACGGUACUCCGCAGUUCAACAUCAGCAGCAAAACUCAUCCGGUUGGCAACGCGACUUCCCAGAGCGGCCAUCACCAUCGUGGACAAGGCGUACAGCCUCAGAGCCAAUACACUUCUGCUGUCAAGGAUCGUGUCAAGGACGGAAGUCACAACAAUCAGUCUACGAUGAACGAUUCCCAGUUUGUCUCCGCUGGCCCCGAGCAGAUCCAGCCCAUUCCCAUGAUGGCUGCCUAUGGCCAGCUCAGUGGCAGCGCCUCCAUGGGUAACCUCGAUAGUCUUAUCACUGCACACCAGAACAACAAUGACCUCCAGUACAGUCAGGGAGGCAACGAAGCCGCCAAUAAGUGCGACAUCGCCAGUCCGGGUAGCGACAAAUUCAAGGUGCAGAACGCCAACUGCCUUAUGACAGAGCCUCGUAACUUCGCCCCGCGUACCACGCCCAAUCUUGCUCGACUCGGAGCUCCUCCAAAAUUCAACUUGGAGAGCGUCAGAAAUGGUAACGAAAUUUCUGCGGUGGAUGCCCAGGACCCAUUCAUUGUUCCUAACUCGCAGGGAGGUGCCGUUCAGCAGCCGUUCCUUGGUUCGCAGAUCGACACCACCCAUCUGCUGGCGAAUGGACAGGUCCCGCUCCCUAUUCUCACGGGCGAGGCCCUGAAAUUUGAUGAUAUUCUUCGCGACAGCAGUGCACAGUCUACUCAAAACGGCGCACAGGUCAGUCAGAUUCCGCAAGUCUAUAUCGGUAGCGGAGGCCUUGUCGUGACUGCCCAUACCGCCCAGAAUAUGAUCAAUCAGGAUUUGGCCACUCAGGGGGUGUCUGCUCACGGCGUUGUUGCUCAGAGCAUCCCUUUCCAGCACAUCGUUGACAACAGUGCUCUCGCAAGCACACGGGCGGGAACCUACCAGCCUUUCGCUGGAAACAACGCGGCGCUCGUCCCCUACCAGGUUGGCUAUCCACCUCAGAGCCCCGUUGCUCUCUACGGUGCUCCCAUUCCCGACUACAUCCGCGCUCAGCGAUCGUUGGAGUUGAACAGACUUACGGCUGGCGCUACGGGUCUUCCAGCUGCCCAAGUUGCUUUGCACGAGGCCAACUUUCCCUUUGUUGAGCCUGCCACCCGUCCUGCCCACUUUGCGAUUCCAUUCAUUACCAACCGGGCCGAGAUCAUUGCCGUCCUUGGCCGGAACUCCCGCAUUCUCAAUGACAAGGAGGAACCUGUCCAUAUCAUCAUGGAGCGCAUUACUGGCAAGACGACCGAUGCGUAUGUGGAGUUCCAGACCCUGGAGGAUGCUUCAAAGGCUGUCGAGAAGUACCAGCAGAACAUUGGCCGUGGUCGUAUGACUCGCAUCGGCCAGCGGCCGGUUGACAUUGAGCUAUCGAGCGAGGCCGCUCUCAUGAAGGACUUGUUCCCGUCUGCCAAGGGUGUCUUCUGGACUGGUACUAACCCUCAAAUUCUCCCCAACAACGACCAAGAGCCCUGGGACAAUUUCAAGGGCUUCGUCUCCAACGAGGAGAUGACGAUGCUUGUGAAGCACGUAGAGGUCCCACAUCGAUCCCCUUUCUCUAAGGAAUGCCCUCAGCGACCUUUUGAGUGUCUCAUCAGUACCCUCACCAAGUUCCCUUGGCACAUGAAGGCGAAUGUCACUGUUCAGCAGCGCUACGCGAUCCACAAGGCGACCUGUGAUCUCGUCCGAAUUCUGGUGAACAGCAUUCAGGACAAGCGCGACGAGCUCAAUCUCACUCAUCGCCUGCUCAAGCGGCUCGUCAUCGCUGCGAUGCGCUGCGAGGGCUUCUCGGCUCUUCAGAAAGACGACAUUGCCUACCUUGUUGGUAUGGAUGAGAUGGAGCAGCGCGCCUUUGGUCAGCCGCGCUUUGCCGAGGCAUGGCGCCACCUCUAUGUGCUGGUUCCCAAGACGGGCAUCCCCUUGGACGUGAUUGAGUGGUACAUUGCCAUCGUUCGCGGGGAGACUGUCCGCUUUCUUGAGACGCAGUCGUUCCAGGACAAGGUUCAGACCCGCGCCGUCGGCAACGAGACGGACGCGUACUUUGGUUUCUUCUGGCGCGAGUUGAAUCACCCCGCGGGCCCCAGCUUCGACGAAAUGACCCUGUCACAGCUGGCCAUGCGCGAGUAUCAGACGUUGGAGUCAAUCAUCCGUCGCGCGCUGACUCCCACUUAUGUUUAG
This is a messenger RNA of Colletotrichum graminicola M1.001, 2511 nucleotides long. RefSeq lists its product as uncharacterized. The coding region runs from base 1 to 2511 and encodes 836 amino acids. The transcript has 6 exons. The record is from RefSeq and is a predicted model, not a curated record. Lineage: Eukaryota; Fungi; Ascomycota; Sordariomycetes; Glomerellales; Glomerellaceae.